UUGACUUUCUGCAGGUGUCGGUCAGGUUUCACAGAACCAGAUAGAGGUCCCUCACCUACGGUAUAAAUACGAGCCCGUUUUUUAGCACAAUAUUUGGCUCAAACUGCAUAAAGUCAUGAAGUGGUUGGUGAUUUUCGCUUUCGUGGUAGCUACUGCCUGUGGAUGUGGUCUUCCCACUUUCCCUCCUGUGCUGAGCAGAGUGGUGGCAGGAGACGAUGCGCGGCCUCACAGCUGGCCCUGGCAGGUGUCGCUCCAGUCAGACAGCAGUGGGCGCUGGAUGCACGUCUGUGGAGGCAGCCUCAUCUCCCCUCACUGGGUCCUCACUGCUGCUCACUGUAUCAAUGACCGCUACAACUACAGAGUGGAGCUGGGGAAACACAGCCUGGCGGCGAGCGAUGAAGGCUCGAUAGCUCUGAGUGCAGCUGAGGUCAUCACUCAUGAGGACUACAACAUCCUGCUCAGCCGCAACGACAUUGCCCUGAUCAAGUUGCCUUCCCCUGUCACCUUCUCUGACACAAUCAUGUCAGCCUGCCUCCCAGACCCGGGCGUCACCCUGCCCCACGGUUCUCCCUGCUACGUCACCGGCUGGGGUCGACUCUCCACCGACGGUCCGCUCGCCGACGUCCUGCAGCAAGUUCUCCUGCCAGUCGUCGGCCAUGACAUCUGCUCGCAGCCUGACUGGUGGAGCGUAUUGGCAACAGACAAGAUGGUCUGCGCUGGCGGAGACGGCAUCACUGCAGGCUGUAAUGGAGACUCUGGUGGUCCCCUGAGUUGCCAGAACCCUGAUGGCUCGUGGGACGUCCAUGGCGUGGUGAGCUUCGGCUCGGGUCAGGGCUGCAACGUCAUCCAGAAGCCCACCGUCUUUACACGAGUCAGCUCCUACAUCAACUGGAUCAACACAGUUAUGACCAACCACUGAAGAAACGAUCCAAGUGGUGUUUGUUUUGUCCAGCAAUAAGAACAAUGAUCUGCAAUGCGUUGUCUUAGUUUUACUGCAACAUGUAGAGGCUGUUUAUCAGUGCUGAGAACGCGUAGUCCAAGUACUGUCCAUGCACGUACAGUCGGGCCUCAUCAACUAGACAUCAUCCAGACAUCUGUCUCAACUUCAGCUUUGAACACAGAGGCUGCAUAUUAGCCAGGAGCAAACAAAACUGGAAGUUACAUGGAUAUUUCGAUGUUCAAUGGAAUGUGGCGUAUGAGUCAGCCUGGAAUUAAUUUCCCAUCUUUUCAAUAAUCAUGGCAAAAUACACUUUUCAUACACAGGGAUAAUUAACAAAUACUUCCUUUUAUUUCUCACAAAAUAUUCAUGAGAUAAAUUUGUUUUUGCUCAACAUGAUUUUCCACAAACAAAUGAGAAUCAUAGAAAAGUAUAUUUUCACAGCACAUAUAAAAUAUAUUUUUAAACGAUAAAAAAAAAGGAACAAUAAAUGAAACGGACAACAAA
Scophthalmus maximus (turbot) is the source of this 1444-nucleotide messenger RNA. RefSeq names its product chymotrypsin-like elastase family member 2A. The record is from RefSeq and is a predicted model, not a curated record. Gene Ontology annotation, molecular function: serine-type endopeptidase activity. NCBI's taxonomy places the organism in Eukaryota, Metazoa, Chordata, Actinopteri, Pleuronectiformes, Scophthalmidae. The transcript is spliced from 8 exons. Gene Ontology annotation, biological process: proteolysis. The coding region runs from base 116 to 919 and encodes 267 amino acids.